Aquila chrysaetos chrysaetos is the source of this 591-nucleotide messenger RNA. RefSeq names its product ubiquitin-associated protein 2-like. Gene Ontology annotation, cellular component: nucleus; cytoplasm. Lineage: Eukaryota; Metazoa; Chordata; Aves; Accipitriformes; Accipitridae. Bases 151 to 564 code for a protein of 137 amino acids. Gene Ontology annotation, molecular function: protein binding. The transcript has 4 exons. The record is from RefSeq and is a predicted model, not a curated record.
GGGUGGGCGGUAGGCGAACGCGUCGCGUGUACGUCACGUGACGUGGCGGGGGAGCAACCUCGCGCGCGCGCGCGUGGAGGAGGAGGAGGCGGAGGCGUAAUUGAUCGAGAUUUUUUAUUUUGUACAUACAUUGUUUUGUAUAUACUGUAUAUGAUGACUUCGGUGGGUAGUGAACGUACCCGGGGCACUCGGGACAAAAUGCAAAUUUCAACCACACAGCCAACACAGCCACAGAAACAAGUAGUACAGGCAACAGCAGAACAGAUUCGCCUUGCUCAGAUGAUCUACGAUAAGAACGAUGCAGAUUUUGAAGAUAAAGUGAAACAACUUAUGGAAGUGACGGGGAAAAACCAGGAUGAGUGCAUAGUGGCACUACAUGAUUGUAAUGGGGACGUGAACAGAGCAAUCAACAUACUGCUGGAAGGAAUUUCAGACACGGUAAGGUUUUACUUUCAUAUUAAACUGCUCUUUCUGUUUGCUGCGCCUUUCUACUUCUUAGAAGUGAUUGGGAAAGUCAUGUUUCGGAAGCUUUUGAUUUCCAUGUCUCCAUUCAAAUUCUUUUGAAGGAAAUGGAGACCAGGUGUCGUGGUU